Messenger RNA from Bipolaris sorokiniana ND90Pr, 1380 nucleotides. RefSeq lists its product as uncharacterized. The record is from RefSeq and is a predicted model, not a curated record. The coding region runs from base 182 to 1078 and encodes 298 amino acids. The transcript is spliced from 3 exons. Gene Ontology annotation, cellular component: membrane. Gene Ontology annotation, molecular function: signaling receptor activity. Lineage: Eukaryota; Fungi; Ascomycota; Dothideomycetes; Pleosporales; Pleosporaceae.
AAUGAGACUAACGUUCUGCGCAUUUCAUUAAUUCGCGCGACGUUUCUUGCAGUGCUUUUGAGCGAAACCCGCAGUCGACCUUUUACAAUAAUCUUUAAUAAUUUACCCCUUUUGUAUACAACAACAACACUGUUUCUUAUACCCGCAGAACCGCGACAACAACAAACCACACUUUUUAAUCAUGACAUCCCACCAGGAUGCAAAACCCUCAACACCACUCUUCCCCUUUACCAUCCCGAAACUACAUCAAAGCACCGAUCUCCCCGCCUGGUACGCUCACAACUCCUACAUCCAAACCGCCUACCGCCCCAUCACAAAAUCCACGCGCCUCUGCGUACAAAGCUUGACAUACUUGCACAACGAAACCAUCAACAUCUAUUCACACCUUCUCCCCGCAUUCCUCAGCCUCUUCUUCAGCCACUCCUUCAGCACAUCUUUUGCAGAGCAGUUCCCGCACGCGACGUGGAAGGAUGAAGUCAUGUUCCGCGUGUUCCUGAGCACGUGCGUGAUUUGCUUUGGCACAUCAGCAGCGUAUCAUACGCUGAUAUGCCACUCGCAUGCGUUUGCAGAGCUUUGGGUGCGACUUGAUUAUGUGGGUAUUGUGGUGCAAAUUGUGGGGUCGUUCAUCCCCGGGAUUUAUUUUGCGUUUUAUUGUGAGCCCCGGUUGCAGAAGGUGUAUUGGGCUAUGAUUAUUACGCUGGGAACUCUGACUGCUACGAUUGUUCUUAGUCCGGGUUUGCAGGGCCCAAAGUGGAAGUAUUUACGCUUGUCCACAUUCGUUGCUAUGGGGUUAUCUGCUUUUGCGCCUAUCAUCCAUGCUGCUAGUAUUUUCCCUUAUUCCCAGCUAGAUCAACAAUCUGGCUUACGCUACUACUUCCUCGAGGGCGUUUUGAUACUCAUCGGAGUUGGUUUUUACGCAGCGCAUUUCCCAGAAUCCUGGAAACCAAAGCGGUACGACGUUUGCGGCGCGUCGCAUCAAAUUUUCCAUGUCGCUGUCGUUCUGGGCGCUAUAGCGCAUUAUUACGGUAUUAUGAGCGCGUUCGAGUGGAACUAUGCCAAUCAACGCUGUGCGUGGUGAAUACCGACGUUUUAUUGGACUUAACCGAACAGAACGGUAUUGGUUUUUCGGCUGCUUGUUGAUAUGCACAGCGUACUCCGAUUCCCUGCGACAAAUCUCGAGCCGUUAUUUUUGGCACUUGAGAACGUAAUUUUAAUAUAACAGGUCACGUCCGUUUUGUCUAUUCCCUCAAUGAUGGAUUCAAAGCCCCUUUACUUCGGUGCAAUACACCUGCAUCUAUAAUGGCAUUUAAUAUAUAAUGGAUAAUAUAAUGAUUAAAAACAAGCAAUAAUAGUAAUGGUUUCAAUUCAACGAAUCCAACG